Punctularia strigosozonata HHB-11173 SS5 is the source of this 4935-nucleotide messenger RNA. RefSeq names its product multidrug resistance-associated ABC transporter. The transcript is spliced from 38 exons. Bases 99 to 4874 code for a protein of 1591 amino acids. Gene Ontology annotation, cellular component: fungal-type vacuole; fungal-type vacuole membrane. Gene Ontology annotation, biological process: transmembrane transport. The record is from RefSeq and is a predicted model, not a curated record. Gene Ontology annotation, molecular function: ATP hydrolysis activity; ATP binding; ABC-type peptide transporter activity. Lineage: Eukaryota; Fungi; Basidiomycota; Agaricomycetes; Corticiales; Punctulariaceae.
UGAACUUUUCCUACGCCCGCACCGGGCCCCUUCCAGUCUGUCAUAUAAGACUGGUCGUCGCGGGUUCGCAGGGCUUUCAAGUUUCCAAACCGCCCGCGAUGCCAGAGUUCCAGCUGCCGGUCGCAGUAGUGCUCGCCGCGGGAGCGGUCUGCAGCUUAGUCUCCUAUGCGGCGGCGCAUAGGAAUGAUACGAAGGAGGGAAAGAUCAAGCUGCCUGCGUAUGCGAGCGACCCCGACGUCACCGCGAGCGACGCGUUCAAUGUGACCAAACCUGAGGACAUCGUCGAAGGCGAACCUCUAGACGAGAGGCAGUUCUGGACUUGGGCUCGUCUGAGGAAGCUCGUCCUCUCCGUGGCCUUCUUCGCGAUCCUCAUAAUACAAGCCAUUUGCCUUGGAUGGGCCGUAUUCGAAGGCGCUCCGAAGGAUAUCGCAGUUUACUCCCUCCAUGUCGCAUUCGCCAUGUACCUCCUGGUCAUCACGGCCCUUUCCUUGUCGCAAAAGACCGUUCAGCCACAUUCGCGUUCGGUGCAGCACUUAUCGUCUCUCACUAUCCUGGCCACGUUCCUACUCGGAGUCACCGCUAUCCUCCCGGAAACGGAUUUCCAUACCUUGUUGUUGCCGGGAUCGGCUCUGCCACUGUGGUACACUGCGCUUGCUCUGUAUCUCGUCUCUUGCGUGGUGGCAAUCACUACACCCUGCGGUCCUCGGUUGCAUUUCCCUCCCGAGCGCAUUUAUUCCGAAAAAUAUGCCACCAACAUCACCAACCCUGACGCGGAGAACGUCUGCGGCGUCGUGGGAGCGUCUGUAUGGGACACCCUCCUCUUCUCCUACACUACCAAGGUUGUCAUGCUCGGAAACACGGCGGAGUCGCUCGACAUCGGCGACCUUCCAAUUGUGCCUGCGAACAUGCGCGCUCCCUACAUCUAUGCAGUCAUGAAGUCAGCCCUGAAAGCCAUCCGCCUGCGGGCGUCCUUUGCGAAACCCGGGUCCGGGAUCGAGCUCGGGUACCGCCUUGUGAAGGUCAACCUAGGAUUGAUGUCAUACCAGAUCUUCCUGGCCGCCAUCUCGGCCUGCUUAUUCUACACCCCCGCGUUCUUCCUUCAAAGGCUCGUGACGUACCUGGAGAGCGACCCAACCCGGUCCGAUAGAAGUUGGGGCUGGGUGUUCUGCGCUGGCCUGUUUUUCUCCAACGCGAUAUCCUUCCUGAUUACUGGGCAGUUAUGGUCGAUUUCGACAACGACUUUCCAAGUACGGCUGCGCAUUCAGCUGAACACGAUUCUUUUCGCGAAGACCCUCGUCAGGAAAGAUGUUGCCUCCUCAGCAGCAUCUUCUUCCAAGGAUAAGGACGAUAAAAACGGCACGAGCGACACCGCAGCUUCCAGCCCGACCUCGGCCGAAGGUGAAUCGAACAAGAAGGACGACGACGACGAGUCCGAAUUCUCCAGCAAGGCGCAGGUGAUGACGCUCAUGACUACUGACGUCGACCGCGUCAGUGAGUUUGCGUGGCACUUGUUCAGUCUGGUCGACGCUCCGAUCGAAAUCGUGAUUGGAUCUCUAUUCUUGUAUAAACUUCUCGGCGUGUCGUGCUUCAUUGGUCUUGCCGUAACGUGUUUGUUCUUGCCUUUGAACCACUUCGCGGGCAAAAUCGUUGUGAAGGCUCAGGACAACCUGAUGAGCGCUCGCGACGAGCGCGUGGCGCUGAUGAACGAGAUCCUGGGUGCCAUUCGGAUGCUCAAAUUCAUGGCCUGGGAACGAAGCUUCGAGAAGCGGGUCCUCGAAGUCCGUGACAAGGAGCUCCGCUGGCAAAGACUGAACUACACGAUAGAGAGUUUGUGGAACGCAAUCUGGAAUGGCUCGCCUUUGCUCGUUACCCUCGUGUCAUUCUGGCACUUCACGGUAGUCAGAGGCGAGAUACUGACGCCGUCCAUCGCUUUCCCUGCCAGCGCAGUUUUCUCCGAGAUGAAGUUCGCUCUUAACGCACUGCCAGAAACUCUGAUUAACAUGCUUCAGAGCUUGGUGUCUCUACGCCGUAUCGAAAAAUACCUGAACGGCGUGGAAGUCACCGCGGUCCCACCGCUUGACCAACAACCAAACAAAAUCGCCUUCCAAAAUGCUACCGUCACCUGGCCCCAAGAAAGGGGUGGCAGCGCGGCGCCAUCCGCUGCAUCCACUCCUAGACAUAAGUUCCUUCUCAUGGACCUAACGCUCGACUUCCCCAUCGGAGAAUUGAGCCUUAUCUGCGGUAAAUUGGGGAGCGGAAAGACUCUUCUGCUUCUGUCCCUCCUCGGCGAAGUAGAUAUUCUGGCAGGCCAAGUGGUCUGCCCGCGAUCUCCACCAGACGCUAUUGCGUUAUUCGCCAAUUCCAUCUCCACGGAAGAAGAGUGGAUAGUGCAGGGAAUUUGUGCUUACGUUCCUCAGUCGGCUUGGUUGCGCAACGCAUCGAUCAAAGACAAUAUCUUGUUUAACCUCCCCUACGUGGAGAAGCGCUACCAGAAAACGCUCGAGGUUUGCGCGCUCGUGAAUGACUUGCAGAUUCUCGAGGACGGCGACGAGUCGGAGAUUGGUGAACGAGGCGUUAACCUCAGUGGGGGACAGAAAGCUCGGGUAUCGCUUGCGCGUGCUGUCUAUUCACGCGCUUCUACCUUGCUGUUGGACGAUGUGUUAUCGGCAGUCGACGCACAUACCGCACAUCACCUUUUCACCGAGUGUCUGAAAGGAGAACUCAUGCGUGGCAGGACGGUGGUGUUAGUAUCGCAUCAUGUCCAGCUCUGUGCGCCUGGUGCUGGCUACAUAGUCGCGUUGGACAACGGCCGAGUCCAAUUUCAGGGCGAUCGCAGUGCCUUCCAGGCAUCCGAUGUCCUCCGGACGCUCAUACAAUCCGGCGGAGCGACGGUGGAAGACGACCAGGAGAAGCUACCGGUGACCAGCUCAAAGGAACAGUCAUCCGAUUUGGAAGAAACCGCGGAUCCUAGCUCAGAAACUAGCUCUACCACUGCAGCCGCAACAGAGACGGAAACCAAAGCGGUGAUUAGGAAGGGCCCCAGGAAGCUGGUCGAGGAAGAGAAGCGUGCCGUUGGGCGCAUCGGCAAAGACAUCUGGUUGACCUACAUCAAGGCAUGCGGUGGAAGCUUCUUCUGGACGCUGUUCAUUAUGUCGUUACUGCUCGCGGCACUGAGUCCCGUUUUUGAGAAUGGUUGGCUUAGGAUCUGGUCUCGAGAUGCUUCCGCUGAAGGAGGCAGCGCCAGAGGUCCCGUAUUCUACAUCACUGUUUACGCUAUAGUAACAGCAGUCGGUCUUGUAUUGACGACCGUCCGAUGGUUCAUCCUUUAUCACGGAUCUAUACAUGCCUCAACCGUACUAUAUAAACGGCUGUUGGAGGCCGUCCUUUUUGCCCACAUACGCUUCCAUGAUACCGUAUCGCGUGGCCGCCUGCUUAAUCGUUUCGGCAAGGACUUCGAAGGAAUCGAUAGUUCCUUGGCGGACAACUUCGGUCGCUCAAUCAUCAACGCACUGAGCGUCGCCACGACCUUCGUGACGAUCUGCUAUGUUGGCGGAUUGCCAUUCUUCUUCUCUGCUAUCAUUAUCGGUCUUAUGUUCUUCAAUGUCGCGAGGGUUUACUCGCAAACUAGUCGGGAUAUGAGGCGACUGGACUCUGUUACGAGGUCUCCGUUGUACUCGCUAUACGGCGAGACGAUCAGCGGCGUCGCAAUAUUGCGAGCGUUCGGAGCCUCAACGAAGUUCUUGCGAGACAUGCUGAAAUGCGUCGACACGAACGCGAACCCUUACUACUGGAUGUGGGGAGUGAACCGUUGGUUAUCCAUUCGGUUCAAUCUGCUAUCUAGCGUCAUCGUUGGCCUGACUGGCCUUAUGGCGAUCCUGACCCCAUCAAUCGACGCUUCCUUGGCCGGCUUCGCUCUCGCGUUCGCAUCCACUGUCACUAAUGAUAUCUUGUUCAUGGUCCGUCGGUUUGUUGGGCUGGAGCAAUCGAUGGUCGCCCUUGAGCGUGUGAAGGAAUAUUCCGAGUUACCACGGGAACCCGCAGAAUUCAUUGAACCGCGUCCCCCCUCCAGUUGGCCCGAGAAAGGUGCCAUCAAGUGCGAAGAUCUUGUCAUUAGAUAUGCUCCGGAACUGCCGAACGUGCUUCACAACCUGAACUUCGAGGUGCAACCCGGCGAGAAGGUUGGCAUUCUUGGUCGUACUGGCAGUGGCAAAUCUACUCUCGCUCUAUCGUUCUUCCGCUUUGUCGAGGCCACUGAAGGAAAAAUCGUUAUCGACGGCUUGGACAUCUCUCAGAUUGGUCUGACAGACCUGCGUAGCAAGCUCACUAUCAUCCCUCAGGACCCUACUAUCCUCAGCGGAACUCUUCGAUCCACGUUGGAUGUUUUUAAUGAAUACCAAGAUGCAGAGAUUUACGAGGCCCUGAGACGUGUUCAUCUCAUUCCCGCUGGCGAUGCCGAGGAAGUAGAAGGCGGCGUCAAUGCCAACAUCUUCCGUAAUUUGGAUUCGCCGGUAUCUGAGGGGGGCGAGAACUUCUCCACAGGCGAGAAGCAGUUGUUGUGCAUGGCUCGUGCCAUCUUGAAGCGAUCCCGCGUCCUUGUCAUGGAUGAGGCUACUGCGAGUGUCGACUACGCCACCGACGAGCUCAUUGGGAAGACUAUUAGACAAGGAUUCGCUGAUUCGACAAUUCUUACCAUCGCUCAUCGUUUACGAACUGUCAUCGACUACAACAGGGUUAUGGUCCUUGAUCAAGGUCGCAUGGUCGAGUUCGACAGCCCUAAGACGUUGCUUUCCGACCCGUCUUCCAAAUUCUACUCUUUAUGCAAGGCCACUGGCAAAGAGGAGUUCGCCGUGUUGAAGAAGUUGGCUGGUGUAUAAGCUAGUACCAUGCGUAUGUGUGCCUGUGAGGAGAGCACAAGAUAAUGAAUAUAGUAUCAGC